CAGAUUGAAGCCCAAAAAGUUCCCAAGAUUUGAAAGUCCUCGUUUCCGAGUUCAGACUUCAGUCGCAAAUUUUCCGCCAUAGAUACUUUCUUCUAGUUUCCACCAAGCUCGAAGCUUGCUUUGCUUCAGAGCAUCACCUCUCUCUCGCUCUUCAUUAUUACAUUUGCAGUGUUUAUUUUUUGUUGAUUUUGAAGAUGAACGGCGAAGAGUUGACUGAGCAGGAAACGGCUUUGUAUGAUCGCCAAAUUAGGGUUUGGGGAGUUGAUGCCCAAAGAAGGCUCAGCAAAUCUCAUAUAUUUGUCAGUGGACUCAAAGGCACCGCUGUAGAGUUCUGCAAGAACAUUGUUCUGGCAGGGGUAGGAAGUUUGGCCUUGAACGAUGAUAACCCAGUCACAGGAGAAGCAUUAGCUGCUAACUUUUUGAUUCCCUUUGACGAAAACAUGGGUGGUGGAGGUUCGCUUGCAGAGCUUUGCUGUGAUUCUUUGAAAGAUUUCAAUCCUAUGGUUCAUGUUUCUGUAGAAAAAGGCGAUUUGUCUAACUUUGGUGUAGAUUUCUUUGAAAAGUUCGACGUCGUGGUUAUCAGUUGCUGCUCACUUGCAGCCAAAAAAUCGGUGAAUGAGAAAUGCCGCAAGUUGUCAAAGCGAGUUGCGUUUUAUACUGUGGAUUGUAGAGAUUCUUGUGGUGAAAUAUUUGUUGAUUUGCAUAAUUAUUCUUAUGCCAAGAAAAAAGCUGAUGAGACGGUUCAGUGCCAGUUGCAGUAUCCAUCAUUUGAGGAAGCAAUUGCAAUACCAUGGAGGUCCCUUCCUAGGCGAGUAGCAAAGCUUUACUUUGCUAUGAGAGUGGUAGAAAGGUUUGAAGAUGUAGAAAGGCGCAGACCUGGAGAGACUUCCAUUGCAGACCUGCCUAGUGUCAUGAAGCUGAGAAAUGAACUUUGCCUGGCACAUUCGCUUAAUGAAUCACAGAUUCCAGACUCUCUUCUAGAGAGGUUGGUUGUGUCAACAAAAGAAUUCCCUCCUGUCUCUGCAGUACUUGGGGGAAUCCUCGGCCAGGAAGUAAUUAAAGCAAUAUCAGGCAAAGGCGACCCCCUAAAGAAUUUCUUCUUUUUUGAUGCGGUGGAUGGGAAGGGCGUCAUAGAAGACAUCUCUUAAAACUUGGGACAAACCCAGAUAAGUGCAGGACAGAACCAACUGUACAGGUGAAGAGUUAAAAGAUGAUGGUGGUUGGAGGGUUCGAGUCUUGUCAAAGCUCGCACAUGGCAUGUAGGAUAUGCGAGGUCGGUUUCUACUAUGCAUUUGUAAGAUUUCGCAGAUGCAAUCAUUAAAUUACUAGAAAUAGAUUGAUUUAUAGCAACCAAAUAUAAAGAGAUUACAAAGAAAAAUAAGUUAGAACCUUCUUAUAUCCUCAAUAGAUUUAAUAAAUGCCGUCGAGCGAACAGUUUCUAAACGAAA
Messenger RNA from Cynara cardunculus var. scolymus (artichoke), 1448 nucleotides. RefSeq names its product SUMO-activating enzyme subunit 1B-1-like. Gene Ontology annotation, cellular component: cytoplasm; SUMO activating enzyme complex. Gene Ontology annotation, biological process: protein sumoylation. The coding region runs from base 195 to 1148 and encodes 317 amino acids. The record is from RefSeq and is a predicted model, not a curated record. Gene Ontology annotation, molecular function: SUMO activating enzyme activity. The transcript has 11 exons. Lineage: Eukaryota; Viridiplantae; Streptophyta; Magnoliopsida; Asterales; Asteraceae.